Molecule: messenger RNA, 558 nt
Organism: Acanthosepion pharaonis
Lineage: Eukaryota; Metazoa; Mollusca; Cephalopoda; Sepiida; Sepiidae
Source: the annotation of a GenBank genome assembly
AUGAGCUCUAUUGAUGAGAAGCCUCUUUCAUGGUUCAUCAGACUGAUUCAUGAUACUUGCAUUCAUUUGAAUAAAUCUAUGUUGCUCCUCUGCUUAUUCAACUCUAAUUCUACAAUGAGCUCUAUUGAUGAGAAGCCUCUUUCAUGGUUCAUCAGACUGAUUCAUGAUACUUGCAUUCAUUUGAAUAAAUCUAUGUUGCUCCUCUGCUUAUUCCACUCUAAUUCUACAAUGAGCUCUAUUGAUGAGAAGCCUCUUUCAUGGUUCAUCAGACUGAUUCAUGAUACUUGCAUUCAUUUGAAUAAAUCUAUGUUGCUCCUCUGCUUAUUCAACUCUAAUUCUACAAUGAGCUCUAUUGAUGAGAAGCCUCUUUCAUGGUUCAUCAGACUGAUUCAUGAUACUUGCAUUCAUUUGAAUAAAUCUAUGUUGCUCCUCUGCUUAUUCCACUCUAAUUCUACAAUGAGCUCUAUUGAUGAGAAGCCUCUUUCAUGGUUCAUCAGACUGAUUCAUGAUACUUGCAUUCAUUUAAAUCUAUGUUGCUCCUCUGUUAUUCCACUCUAA